Hemibagrus wyckioides is the source of this 6358-nucleotide messenger RNA. It is a transcript of the gene septin4b, whose product is annotated as septin 4b. The record is from RefSeq and is a predicted model, not a curated record. Gene Ontology annotation, biological process: cytoskeleton-dependent cytokinesis; regulation of exocytosis. NCBI's taxonomy places the organism in Eukaryota, Metazoa, Chordata, Actinopteri, Siluriformes, Bagridae. Gene Ontology annotation, cellular component: cell division site; septin ring; synaptic vesicle. Gene Ontology annotation, molecular function: GTPase activity; molecular adaptor activity; GTP binding. The coding region runs from base 400 to 1983 and encodes 527 amino acids. The transcript has 13 exons.
UGGAGAUAUUUUACUGGUUUUAAUAUAAUUGUAAGCAGCAAGAUUCACGCCUCUCACACCUAUUUCAACAAAUGAUUACAAUUCUAGAAAUCCACUGCAUGUGAGAAAUACGCUUGCACGUGAAUAGCAUAUGUGCAGACUGGGGGCACAGUGGCUUGAUAAAGCCAGGCAGAUUUUAUGGAAAAACCUGCAGCAGAGGGAAGACAGACAGAGAGAGUUUUGCAGCUACAUGUGUUAGGGGCGUGUCUAUGCAAAUGAGACCACAUGUAAGGAAUUGUGGAGGGAUUGACAGACAGACAGAGCCGAACACCGGGCCAUGUUUACUUGCCUUCUGUGUGGUCGUUCUCUCGACUGCUUGAUAACGCCUUCACCGGUUUGUUUGGCGGUGCAGCCGUGCCAAUGGCAGCGACCGUUGAAGUAAACAGCGACUCUGAGAUGGCAGACUGCACAGUAACUCCUGUGGCAAUGGAGGACAGUGAGCAAUGGAAACCAAUUGAAGACUGUCACAGUGGUGUGCAGUCUGAUGACCAGGACUCCAUUCCAGCAUCUCCUAAACCAAAGAAGUAUGAGGAAGAGCAGAACUCAAGCCACACCAAGGAAGAUUCAGAGGACUCUGAACUGGAAAAUAUCAUGGGACAUCAAUCUGCAAGAGAGGGGCACCUAUUUGCCCCUUGUGAGGCUGAAGUUCAUGACACUCCCCACACAGAGGGAACGGCUACUUAUUUGAGGCUUCCUGCACUAUGCAGAGCCCAGGGGGAAGUUGAGUCUGACCUCAAGCACAACAUUCAGGCUGGAUAUGUGGAUCUGCCACCUCCCUUCAGCCCACCACCCAUCAGCCCUUCCAGGCCCAAGAGUCCAUGGGGUCGCUUUGACCCAUAUGACUCUGCUGAGGACCAUGAUAAAGAGUAUGUGGGUUUUGCAACCUUGCCAAAUCAAGUUCACCGCAAAUCUGUGAAAAAGGGCUUCGACUUCACUCUAAUGGUAGCAGGGGAGUCUGGACUGGGCAAGUCCACCCUGGUAAACAGCCUCUUCCUUACAGAUCUCUACAAAGACAGAAAACUUCUCAAUGCUGAAGAGAGGAUCACCCAGACGGUGGAGAUCACGAAGCACACAGUGGACAUCGAGGAGAAAGGCGUCAAACUCAAACUCACCAUCGUGGACACGCCAGGCUUUGGGGAUGCAGUUAACAACACUGAGUGCUGGAAGUCAGUCGCCGACUACAUCGACCAGCAGUUUGAGCAGUACUUCAGAGAUGAGAGUGGCCUGAACCGUAAAAACAUACAGGACAACCGCGUACACUGCUGUCUUUACUUUAUUUCACCCUUUGGUCAUGGUCUCAGGCCUUUGGAUGUGGAGUUUAUGAAAGCCCUACAUGAAAAGGUCAACAUUGUGCCAGUCUUGGCCAAGGCAGACACUCUCACCCCCAGUGAGGUCAAGAAAAAGAAAAUUAAGAUUCGAGAGGAGAUCGAGCAAUACGGCAUCAAAAUCUACCAGUUUCCUGACUGUGAUUCAGAUGAGGAUGAGGAGUUCAAACAACAAGACCAGGAACUGAAGGAGAGCAUCCCUUUUGCAGUCAUCGGCAGUAACACAGUCGUUGAGGCAAAAGGAAAGAGAGUGCGGGGACGACUUUACCCUUGGGGCAUUGUAGAGGUGGAGAACACAGCACACUGUGAUUUCAUAAAGCUGAGGAACAUGCUGGUGCGCACACACAUGCAGGACCUGAAGGACGUGACGCGGGAAACUCACUACGAGAACUACCGAGCUCAGUGCAUCCAAAGCAUGACGCGCAUGGUGGUGAAAGAGCGCAACCGCAACAAACUCACUAGAGAGAGUGGCACGGAUUUCCCCAUUCCCACAGCUCCCAACGUAUCAGACACAGAGACGGAAAAACUGAUCCGCGAGAAAGACGAAGAGCUGCGGCGGAUGCAGGAAAUGCUGCAGAAGAUCCAGGAGCAGAUGCACACCCAGAAGGAAGCGUAUUAACCCCUGCAUGUGCCGUCCACCUUUGCCACGGUGCCACUUUACUGCCUGACCUUCAUGCCUAGGACCUUGCCAUCUGAUCAGACCCCCCAUUUCUGCUCAGUGAAGCUCCGAAAAGUAGUGCACAAAGCAUGCUCCGUGUCCAGGUCCACUUUGUUCUCCGUAUGUGUGUGUCUAGUGGCUUUGGAGUUCCACUAGGUGUCAUUAAGCUGCAAAAAAAACAAAACAAAAACAAAGCUUUUGUCUGGAGUCUACUAGCGUCAAAGCUGAUAUCGACAUACAGCAUUUGACACAAAAACAAACAUGUUGUAGUUUAUAAAACUGCUUAUAGGGAUGAAAAGAACAUACUUCUCACUUCAGACGUUAAACAAAAACAUGCUCUUUUUUUGUGCAGUGUAGUAAAAUAUCAAGGUCCAGAUGUAGCUGUUACAGACAUAACAAUAACUGAACUAAAGAAGCUGAUGAAACCAAUUGAAAAAGAAAAAGGUCAAUGUUAUUGUCUGGGGAUUUCUUUUAGUUUAUAAAACAUUUUUUCUCUUAGCGGUAUAACAAAGGCGUUUCACUCUUUUCAAUUGAACUCUCAGAAAUAAACAUUUGGAACUAUUCCUAUUUUCCUCUUUUCCAUCUUGCUGGGGUGAUACCAUCAAGGAGACAUCAUGUGGUCCUUUAGUAUGUGUAUUAUAUCUAGGAAAGGUGCAUGUGGAACACUUUUAAUUAGCGAUUAGUUUACAAGUACAUUUUCAGUCCCUUAUGGUCCAAUUAUUUACCCUUAAAUUAUUAGUAUAUAAUUAUUGGGUGUAUUAUAUACUGUAUAUUGUUUAAGUCUACCCUGCAUAUGAUCCAUACUACAGGUUCCUUCGAUGAUACCACCCCUGCAAUUAGGAAAUGUACCUUAUAAAAUUUGGGACAUUUAUUUCCAAAAGAUAGACAAGAAGUAAAUUUGCACUAAAUAAGCCAAAAGAAAAUGACGUAAAACUUUAAAAUGAAUUUCCCAGAGAACUAUUGUCCCCCAGCUACUGUUUUCUCUGUAACAGCAAAUACAUUUGGAUUUUGUUUUAAGAAUAAAUCUAAGGAAUUUAUUUGGUGGGAGCGAAAGCUACAAGUGGCACCCUUUAAAUAACUACGUUUAUACGCCAUUAUGCAUAUACAUAAUUUUUUUUGGAUUAGCUCUUUAUCAUAGGAUAAAAACAACUUAUUUAAAUAGUUUUUUUUUUUUUUUUCUACAUGGUGGUAUUUUAUUUGUACUGUUUUGUUAAAUGAAUCGCAUUCGUCGUACUGUAUGUACAUGCUUCUGUUUGUAAGGCUAUAAAAGAAACGAAAGGUUUCUUUACGCAGGUCAACACUGUUUUAUUUUCUUAUGAGAGUAAUAAUAAUUGAAGUACUGUAGAACAAUAUUUUUCUUAACAAAGCUGACAUAUUAUUGAUUUCUUUCGAAUUUUCUUAUUUGCUUAUUUGCUGGGAAAAGAUAAAAGAAACUUUGCAUCAUUCCAUAAGUGCAGAUUUUUUAACUAACAUGUCAAAAGAGAAGACACUUAGUGAUGUUCCAACAGAAGAAUCUAUCGAUAUAUAACACUAUCUUAAUGGUGUAAUAACAGAUGAAAUGAAAUUGCAAUAUUAAUUUUUUUUUGGCAUUAAACAUUGUAUUUAACAAUGCCAUAAUCAUGGGAAUGACAACACUACAGAGUCUGAGCAUACAUAAAUAAAAUAAAAUAAAAAACAGUAAUGAAAUCAGGACGUUACGUAUAUACCACAUGAUGAUAUUUAAAAUUCGUAUAAUAUAAAAUUAUACACCUCAUGUGCAUAACUUAAAGAUAGAAAUAUGGGCUGGGUUUUUUUUUCCCCUUUUAAUAUCAAAUUCUCAUUAGAGUGAAAUAAAUGCUAUUAAAUGCCCUGGUGUUAUUAUAUAAUCAAGCCUGGAAAUGAAUCACCUGCUGGAACUUGAAACAGCUAAAUUUUUAGUUAUAAAUAAAUGAAAACAUUUGAAUAGAUAGAUAGAUAAAUAAAUAAUCAUCCCUUUUGAAAACAAUAACUAUGCUAAAAGCAUGUAUAUUGGUACAUAUCUACAUCUUAUAGAUACUGCCACAUUUUUUUAUUAAGAAAUCCACUGUGAGAAACAUUUAAGAUAAAGAAAUUACAAUGGCCUUUUCUCAUGAUAUUGCAAUUGUACCUUUAAUUUGAAGGAUUAUAAACCCACUGUAUUUUUUUUUUCUUUCCAUCAUUACCUUUGGAUAUUUUAAUGAGGUGUCAGAAUUCUAUCAUGGGUCACAUUCACCCAAUCAUUUAAGAAUUUACUUUCCAUUUGUAUAAAAACUAGAGUGUGUAAAAAAAAAAAAAAAAUCUAGUUUAUGUAGACUUACUGACCGUUGUGAGGUUUAUGAUUACAGUCACUAUGGACAUUUUGUCUGAAGCUGUAUUAAGUUCAUUAUUUUGAUUAUUUCUGGCCGCAUGGUUUUUUGUUACAUGUCUUCAUUUUUUUAGGCCUCAGCAGUUGCUCUGGUGUUAUAAAGGGAACAAUUCAGGUCUCUCUCUGUUUUUUUUUUUCUUUCUUUUUUUAUAUGAUCAUCUUUAUUUGGGUUUCAUAAAAUGCAUUAAAGAUAUCGUGUAAGGGUUAUUUGUGAAGAUAAAAAUGACUAGAGCAUAUUCUUUAAAGUAAUAAAAAAAAAUCUCAUCUCAGCUGGUGGAAUUUUUAUUUAAUACAUCGAGCAAUAGUUAGAAGUCUAAAAAUUCAUUCGUACAAAAACAUGUUUAUUCCAGACUUUUCUAUACAUUAUUUAUUUUGUUGAGAUUCUUCUUUAUUUCACACUAAUCAGAUUGGAGUUAUUUUAAAAAGUCCAGUGUUUUACUAUUCUAGCAUUGUGAACAAACAAAAUGUUCAUGAUCAUCUUUCAUUUUGAACUAAAAAUACGCAGGUUGUUCAGAAUUCACAGUUUCAACAGUGUUUUAGCUGUUAGCAGUUCUAAUUAAGCCCUUUCGAAAUAAUAUCAGCACUGUGUAUUACGGUCAAUUUAGCUUUUUAGCUUAGUCAAUUAAAGAAACUCAUUCAAACAUUAACACAAAACUAUUUUUUUAAGUCCAUGUGCAAUGAAAUAUUAGACUUGAAAUUAAAACUUAAAACUUAACAGUCCAUCAGUACUUAUUUCUUAUACUUACUAUCAAUCCCCCCAAGGAUUUCAUGGAGGUUUGUGUUUUUUUUGGUGAUUGUUGCAGCCAAAAAUUAUUGAUUUUUGUUGCAGCUUUUUUUCCCCCCAUUUAUUACAACUUUCUGGAGAUCUUUUGUGCUUUUUCUGUUGCUGUUACUUGAAUUUGGCAAGGCUUCUUCUUUUAAACUCCUACCAGUGAAGACACUGUAUGUAAUUAUUUUCCAUGAUGGCUGAACUCAGAUUUAAUGCCACACGACGUCUCGCGACGCAUCUCGUCCCAAAUCUGCGGUAAUUUACUACACAAUUUAGAGGUAAUUUACCUCUGAAUACUACUGUAUUUGCCUGAUUCUGUGAUCGUGGAAUCGUAAAAUCAUGGAUGGAUCGUAUUUUGGUGCUUAAGUGAAGACCUGAACAUGAGUUUUAUUUUACUAUUUAAAAAGAUUAAAUUAGAUUAAAUGAGACCUUUCAUGUUAAAGUAAGCAAAUACCAUAAGUACUCUUAAGUCUGUUGCCAUGUUGUUCCAUAGUAAAUUAUCUCUGAGUGCGUCAACAGAAAUCAAUUAACUGUUUUUUAAAUGUUUGUAGGUUCAAAGUUCUUUGAAUCUUGAACUUGCAUCAGUUGUCAUGAAAGGUUUAUGCUGGUGUAAUGAGCACUACUGUUACGUCAAAUAGAAAGGACUGUACACGUUUAAAAUUCUAGCAUUACUGAAAGCCUUGCUUUUGCUAUUGAUGGGAGAUGGCUCACAGUGGCUCCAGAAUCUAUAGCAGGGAAUUGAGCUGGAAUUACGCCCUACAUGUUGACACCAGUCUAUUGCACACACUCAUUUACACCUAGGGGCAAUUUAGAGGUGGCAGUUUAUCUACUGGCAUGUUGUUGAGAGGUGGGGGAAAACUGGAGAACCCAGAGGAAACCCAUGAGGACAGGAUGAACAUGAACAUAUCAUGCAGGCAUUAUGUUUUAACAGUCGGUUACAUAUCUAGCAAAACUACUGUACUGGACAACAUAACAUACAGAAUGUAGUCACUGCAGUAUUGAGUUCUUUCCCUUUUUCUCUACUGGAUUGUACAGCACUUUUCAGAACUUGAAUUAAAACAAAGUUCUCUGAAGCAAAGAUCAGAAAUGUCAGUUCAUGUGUGGGUGUUUAUUUGUGCUUUGUGCCUUUAGCACAGUUGGACAUCAUGAACUGCCAAGCUAAAUAUUAGUACAAUGUUCGAACGGGGUUCAUGAUUAAUCCCUGU